GUGAAUCCACAUCGUUUGGCGACAUUUGUUUGUAUGGAACGUAGCCUAGAGACAAUCCAUUUCUCCACACGAAUUCACGUUUUGAUUCUAUACUGAAACUCAUUCCGGAUAUACGUUAGUUAGUUUAUUUCAACAAAUGGAUAAAUCAGUAAGGCCAGUAUUCACUCUAGAACUUAAUUACAAGAUUAUACCAGGGUUGGUAACUAUAGGUAAAUAUGAUGGCACACAUCCUUGUCUCACCGCGGCUACUUCUACAGAAAAAGUGCUCAUUCAUAGCCCUCACAGGAGAAAUAUAUCGGUACAUGGAAGAAUAAAUUAUUCUGAAUCCAAUAGAGAGAUAGCCACGCUGAAUAUAAAUCAGACAAUAACAGCAAUCGUUGCUGGAAUUUUUAUACCAGAGGAAGACAAAGACAUCUUAGUGAUAGGAGCAACGUCUCACAUCUUGGUAUACCAUGUGCAUGACAAUAGGGACAUCUUCUAUAAGGAAUGCCCAGAUGGAGUGAAAGCUUUGGCAAUUGGCAAUUUCGGAGAAUCCACAAACAAAUUGCUGCUAGUGGGUGGAAAUUCCUCAAUUCACGGCUAUAAACACGAUGGUCAAGAAGUGUUCUGGACUUCGGUCGGAGAUGUGAUUACAUCGAUGAUUCUUAUGGAUUUCAACAAGGAUUCCUCGGAAGAGUUGAUUGUGAGUUCCGAAGACUUCAAGAUUAGAAUCUUCAAAUGGGACACACUGUUGUCCGAAAAUACAGAAACAGAAGUUGUGACCCAUCUGGUUUGCCUGCCAGAAAACCGAUUCGCCUAUGCCGUUUCUAAUGGAACCAUUGGAGUUUACGAACAGGAUGCUAGACUGUGGAGGGUGAAGUCGAAAAACUUCGCGAUCGACAUGCAAUCGUACGAUUUGAUAGGACAAGGAACGCCGCAAUUGAUUACAGGCUGGUCCAAUGGAAAAAUGGAUUGUAGAUCUAUAAAGACAGGAGAGGUUUUCUUCAAGGACACUAUGAACUCGAGCGUUGCUGGCAUUGUGGAAGGAGAUUAUCGAUCCAUGGGAAAAACUGAUGUAAUUGCUUUGUCGCAAGAGGGAGAAAUGAGGGGGUACACAACAACAAAAAGUUUAUCUUUAACUAGCUCUGGAGGAUCAGACCAAGAAACUGUACGCGAACUAUUAGCUCAAAAGCAGGCUCUGUUGAUGGAGUUCAAACAUUAUGAGAAUAACAAUAGUUUUAACAACAAUAGUAACAGUCAAUUGGAGAGUUUUGAAAGUCAAGGUGUCAUACCGGCCAAUACGAGGCUCCAAAUAGGUAUUGCCGCCAACGAGGGAUACACAAAAGAGCGUUUCAUAGAGAUCUUCAUCUCCACCAACAACUCAACCAUAAUAAGAUCAGUGACUAUCUUCGCUGAAGGCAUAUUCAAGGGUGAAACUCAUGUGGUUCACCCAGCUGAUCACCAAAUCAGCUCGGAUCUUACAAUACCUUUGAACCUCCCCAGCGAUAAUCCUGUGGACAUACACAUCAAGGCUUUUGUUGGUUAUCCCAAGAGUGAGCAAUACCACGUUUUUGAGAUAACGAGGCAGUUACCAAGAUUCUCAAUGUACGCACUCAAUAACGGCAUUACCGAUGCCAAACCCGAGAGUUACGUGGAAUUCAGGAUGAACGAGAGGCUUCAGAGGAUAUGCAUGUGGAUCAAUCAGAAUUUCCUUCUUUCGAGCGACGUGGAAAUAGAUGGCGGACCUAGUCUAGAACUGAGUAUGAAAUGUCUGAGAGACGGUAGCAUCUUGGUGAUGUUUUUUGAGGUUAUUGGGCGGGUGAAAUUCUACACAGAUAACAUUGGGCUAGCUGCUGAUUUGGUGCAGAGUUUGGCCGUGUUUUUAAAUUUGGAUACUCUCGAGUCGAAAGCCCAUUUUCCAGAAGAGGAAGAACAAGUGAAAGAACUGAUAUUGAGACUUUCUGAAAUACAAGAAACCAGAAUGAAGUUAGGGACUGAUGUUGCUGAUCGUUUGGGACAAGUGAGAACAUUGGUGAUUAAAGCAGAAGACGCUAGAAUAAACAAUGUGAACGAAAUGGGACAGUACUAUAAGGACCUAGAUAAUUUGAAUAAGGAGCUCAUAAAUGGCUAUAACAUUCGGCUGAACAAUCAUACAGAAGGCUUGGAAUCAGUAAAGAAGAUAAAUACUAUCAUCCAGCGCUUUUCCAGAUUGAGAGGUAUCGUUUUUUUUUUACUCGAACACUUAAGAUUUUAAUACUGUCUUAUUCUUUAGUUGGCCAGAAGUCUUCGCAAAUGUUAAAUCACUGCAGACAUGCUAUAAAGACGAAUAAUAUCGAGGGACUUCUGAAAAUAAUAAGAAUUGGAGAAAUAUAAUGCAUAAUUAAUGUAAAGUUUUUUGAAUAUUUGAACAUAUUUUGUUUAACUCUACAAAUAAACAAAAUUGGAAA
Molecule: messenger RNA, 2426 nt
Organism: Coccinella septempunctata (seven-spotted ladybird)
Lineage: Eukaryota; Metazoa; Arthropoda; Insecta; Coleoptera; Coccinellidae
Product: Bardet-Biedl syndrome 2 protein-like
Exons: 9
Coding region: 137-2233 (698 amino acids)
Biological process (GO): non-motile cilium assembly
Cellular component (GO): BBSome; membrane; neuron projection
Molecular function (GO): protein binding
Source: RefSeq, a predicted model, not a curated record